CACACUAUAUAAAGGACCCUAUCCCCAGCCUAAGGUUACAUGUACUCUCAUAUGCCAAGUAUCUGAGUUUGCUUGUUUCAUUGGAGGUGAAGAGAUGAGGUUCAAAGUUUGGUCUUUCCUGGGCGUCCUGUUCGCGCUUCUUCUCGUCUCGUCGGUUGUCGAAACCGCUACCCAUAACAAAGAAGAGAAAAAAUCGGAUGUAGCAGAAGCGAAAGUCCCAGAGGAGGACGCGAAGACCGGAGGUGAUUGUGGCAGUGGUGGGCCUGGUGGCGGUGGCUGCGGCAGCGGUGGUGGCGGUAAGUAUGCGGUGGCACGAGAACCGGACCAGCUUGAGAAUGCUAAGUAUGGUGGGGGUGGAGGAGGAGGGUGCAGGCGAGGCUGUUGUGGAUGGCGUGGAAGACAAUGCUAUCGUUGCUGCGGGGAGAAUGAGGUCGCGACCGAGGCCAAUAAGCCGCAAAAGCUUGAGAAAGCUGAGUACGGCGGGGGUGGAGGAGGAGGGUGCAGGCGAGGCUGUUGUGGAUGGCAUGGAAGACAAUGCUAUCGUUGCUGCGGGGAGAAUGAGGUCGCGACCGAGGCCAAUAAGCCGCAAAAGCUUGAGAACGCUGAGUACGGCGGGGGUGGAGGAGGAGGGUGCAGGCGAGGCUGUUGUGGAUGGCAUGGAAGACAAUGCUAUCGUUGCUGCGGGGAGAAUGAGGUCGCGACCGAGGCCAAUAAGCCGCAAAAGCUUGAGAACGCUGAGUACGGUGGGGGUGGAGGAGGAGGGUGCAGGCGAGGCUGUUGUGGAUGGCAUGGAAGACAAUGCUAUCGUUGCUGCGGGGAGAAUGAGGUCGCGACCGAGGCCAAUAAGCCACAAAACUAGUUCCUCCCACAUGUAAAAGGAAUAUGUACUAUGUAUGUCGAAUCUUAUGUCCAAGGCAAGUGCCAUGUAUAUUAGGAUGGUGUAAAUAAAUGCACGCAUGGGUACGUACGUAACGACUUUGCAUGCCCUCAGCGUAAGUUGGGGUUAGGUCCCCUUGAGCCGAUGAUGUAUCUUAUUUCGGUGAGAGCUGAUGAUGUAUCUUUGAUGUGCUUCUUUGAUGUGCUAAAUAAAAUAUGUCACACUUCAACGACUGAAAAAUA
Molecule: messenger RNA, 1119 nt
Organism: Punica granatum (pomegranate)
Lineage: Eukaryota; Viridiplantae; Streptophyta; Magnoliopsida; Myrtales; Lythraceae
Source: RefSeq, a predicted model, not a curated record